Messenger RNA from Chrysoperla carnea, 1289 nucleotides. RefSeq lists its product as uncharacterized. The record is from RefSeq and is a predicted model, not a curated record. Bases 97 to 846 code for a protein of 249 amino acids. The transcript has 2 exons. NCBI's taxonomy places the organism in Eukaryota, Metazoa, Arthropoda, Insecta, Neuroptera, Chrysopidae.
AAAUAAUGUAAACAAAGUGUAUACAUUUUAUACAUGACAUACAGAUAUUUGGAUAAUAUUUUACACAGAAUUUCCUAAGUACCUACUAAAAGCACGAUGGGUAAAGAAAGGCGUAUACGACUAAAGUUUCAUAAUGUGCUACCUACAUCAAAGAACUUUUUAACUCACUCAGAUGAUACAGAUCCAUACUUUUAUGCCGAUUAUACAAUUCCAACAAAACUUCAAGCGUCAAUAAUAUCCGAUUCAUAUCCAGGCUUACAUUUAUCAUUCGAUAAUCUAUUACAGAACUUACCGAAGAAAGUGAAAACUGUUGAAUUUUUUGAAUUUGGUAAAAAUGAAAUACAAAAAUUUAAGAAUGCAAUAGAAAAUGAUUUUGAAACAAAUGAAUUGGACUCAAAAGGUAUAAGAAGUGAGUCGACAGUUGAAACGAAAAAAGUACGGCAGCAUAGUGAAUUUCUAAAAAAAUUUGAUGUUGUAAACCAUGCCAGGCGUUUAUACGGGCUAUCGGAUAAAAAGAAAAAUAAAAAAUUUGAAAUGUAUGAUGUAUUACCAAUUUAUUUAACAAUACCAACAUUGAGAUAUGAAGUUCCAGGGCAUGCAGCUAAAGAACAGCAAGUUACAGCACACCAACUCCAAGACAAAGUAAAUCCCUCCAUACCGCGCAAACGUUUACAUAGUGAGAGAUUAAAGACAACUAUAUUGAAAGAAAAUCAAGAAUUAAAUAAAUUAAAAUCAAUUUUAUCAGCCAAUAUAGAGAAAUCUGUAAAAAAGUUCGAAAAUAUUGAACAAAAAAAUUCGACUGAAGUGCAUGGAAUGCUAACAAGAGCUCAAAAUAAAAUUUACUAAUCUCAAAAAUAUGCCAAAAUUAUUGUACACAAUUAUUUCAUCAUUUUUCACUUCCUCAUUCACACUAAAUAAAAUAAUUUAGAAUACAUUUGAAAUAAAAUUAGCUAAAUUCCCACCCUUAAAGUAAACACUUUUUUUUUUUGUAAGCGGUGACAAUAAUUGUUUGCCUCAUCCAAAAUAGGCUAAAAAAUGUAUUUUUGUGAGGUAUUGAGUUAGAAUUUUUCUUUCCUUAUCUUUAACCGUAUAAUUUUCAUAGAAAGAUAAACGAGAAUAAAGGUACGGUGACAGAAAUAAAAGGGUUGAAGCUAAUUUUAUUUUAGCAUUAAUCGAUUCAGAUUAAAUACAAAACGAUUAUCCUUUUUGUAUCAGAAUGAAUAAUGUAUCAAGAAAAAUGCAUUUUUUUGCUUAUUCUCAAUAGAGUUAAAAAAUUAUAGUCACUGCUU